AACAUGUUAAAAAUUUUAACAAUUAUCUGGUGCUGGCUGAAUGAGAUCAUAGAAAAAAUACUGAUGUUGAAGAAACGUAAGAGUAUAAACGGCCAGUUGGUGUUCAUAACGGGGGCUGGGGGCGGCAUUGGAAGGCAGCUGGCCCUCAAGUUUGCUGCCGAGAAUACGAAAUUAGCCCUUAUAGAUAUCGACAAGAAAAGUUGUGACAUGACGGCCAGGCUUGUUGAAAAUUCAUACAACGUCAAAUGCAUUCCAUACGUGUGUGACGUUUCAAACAGAGAUGACGUCAAAAAGGUUGCCGCAAAGGUCAAUAGGGACUUAGGUGAGGUCAACAUUCUCGUGAACAACGCGGGCAUAGCAAAUUACAAAACAAUGUUAGAACUAACUGAAGAAGAAAUUCGAAGACUGAUUGAUGUUAAUCUGCUUGGCGCGUUUUGGACAAUCCAAGAAUUCUUACCCGAAAUGUUCCGGAGAAACGGAGGUCACAUCGUGAACAUCUCCUCGAUUGGAGGCUGUCUGGGAGUGGCUCUCUGUUGCGACUACUCAGCUUCUAAAUUCGGCUUACGAGGACUAUCAGAGUCAUUGAUAGAAGAGAUGUUCCGAUACAAGAGAACCGGUAUUCGUGUAUCGGUUGUAUACUCAUCAUUCGUCGAUACCGAUUUGCUUAACAAAAUACCGGAGGAAUAUAGUGUAAAACUCGUGUCACCUGAAAAGUUAGCAGACGACGUGCUAGAUGGUGUUCUCAGGGAUCAGAAACAUAUAUUCGUCCCGAAACAAUUAUGGAAAAUCAAUGCACUGACAAACUUACUACCAACAAAAACAAUGAUGACUCUGCGAUGUUUGUAUCCUAUUGGUACCAAGUAUGAUGAGGAAGAUUUACAGAACGUACAGUAGACGGAUGUGGGUAUCAUGAUAUCACUCUCUCUCUCUCCAUCUUUUCUCUAUUAUCCACCUGUCUAUCUAUCUAUACAUCUUUACUUUUAAACAAGGUCCUAUGAUAUUAUCUUUUACCAUGUGACUCAACUUACUAAAACUUAUCGAAUAUACAGACACAUAUUUCAUUUUAUGUUUUUGUAUUUCUUAUCGGAAAUAUUAUUAUGCUUAUGUGUGCGCGUGCGUGUGUUCUAUCUCAUGAAUUAUAUAAAAUAAGCCGAAUAAAUGAAUGAAUAAAUAUAAAAUU
Molecule: messenger RNA, 1180 nt
Organism: Helobdella robusta
Lineage: Eukaryota; Metazoa; Annelida; Clitellata; Rhynchobdellida; Glossiphoniidae
Exons: 6
Coding region: 4-894 (296 amino acids)
Cellular component (GO): lipid droplet
Molecular function (GO): oxidoreductase activity, acting on the CH-OH group of donors, NAD or NADP as acceptor
Source: RefSeq, a predicted model, not a curated record